CACAAAAAGAGAGAGAGAGAGAAAGGGGGAGGGCACUAGAGGCCUCUUCGUUCGCGGGUAGAGACGCUUCGCACAAUCUGAGUCGAAGAGGCGCUUGUGGUCGGUUUCAGAGGAAGUUUCUUGAUAAACCCCAGAGAAGCACAACUCUUUUGAAGUCAAGUAAUCUCUUAUUCCAAGCGUGUCCUUUGCUUGAAAACGUCCAUUACAGAUUGACACCCCUGGUUAAUUUGUCACUCCAUAAUGGGCAAGAAGACUUCACGGCGUGUGGAGGAAGAAGCCUCCUCUGAAGAAGAGGAGUAUGUAGUAGAGAAGGUCUUGGACAGGCGUGUUGUGAAGGGACGUGUUGAGUACUUCCUCAAGUGGAAGGGAUUCUCUGACAAACAUAACACUUGGGAACCAGAAAAGAACCUGGAUUGUCCGGAACUAAUCUCUGAAUUCAUGAAGACAUACAAAAAGAAGGAGAAUACUACCACCACCUCCACCACCACCACUACCACCACCACUACCACUAGUGGGGGAAAUGCCAGUAGCACUGGUGGACGCUCACGGGAUAGUAGCAGCGGCGGCGGUGGCAAAAGGAAAAACUGUGAGGAUGACGAUGAGAGCAAAGCCAAACGAAAGAAGGACGAUGACAUCUUAAUUGCAAGAGGAUUUGAAAGGGGGCUUGAACCGGAGAAAAUUAUCGGAGCCACGGACUCCUGUGGAGACUUGAUGUUCCUUAUGAAAUGGAAGGAUUCCGAUGAAGCUGACUUGGUUCUGGCAAAAGAGGCCAACGUGAAAUGUCCGCAGAUUGUCAUUGCAUUCUAUGAGGAGCGGCUGACAUGGCACGAGGAUGGAAAUAAGAAAGACAAAGGGGCAGCUCUGUGAACACCUGAACUUGACAACUGAGGAGGGGAGAUGGGGGGGUGGGGGAGGGUUGCAGUCAGGAAGAGAGGGCUGAUGGACACAAAGCUGUCAGUCGUCUUGAAGCAACUUUUACAAACAUGCUGCCCACAUGAAAUGUGUGGAACAUGCCAUCCCACCCACCACCAUCCCCAACCCCCCUCUGCAAACCCCCAAGCACUUGGGGCCUUCUCUCUUUUUCUUUUCUGUGUUUUAUUUCCUGAUCAACCACAGGAAGAACUGGACACUCACCAGCGAUGCAAUCACUUUUCCCAUGACUUGGGCCCAAGGGGACAUGAUGAUCCACCCAUUUCUCCAAGGCAUUCCCUUCUUUGUGUUCAGCACUGCCUAUUUUGGUGACUGCUACUCUACUGCCACCUCCACCAAAAAUGUAACAGCCACCCUGUCCGGCAGCAUUCAGAUCAGGUCUCUUGGUUUGGGAGAACUUUGUUUUCUGUUUGCUGCGUUUUUUAUUUUAGCUUUGAACGUCAUUUUUGAUGCCACCUACAUUUGCUGCAUUAUCUUCAAUUAGGAAUGGAGGGAAGAAAAAUCUGCCCAAAUAAAGCCACGGAAAGCUCAAAGUAAAUUUGGAAAAUGGGUACCCUUAACUUACCCGUUUGUUUAUAUUAAAAAAAAAAAUAAAAAAAAAAUGUUGUGGUGGGGCAAGAUGCCCUGUUUUUCAGAUUAAGGUAUAGUUUUUGCUUACAGUAAAUUCAGAGAAAUGGUGGUAUUGGAAGGAGUUGAGCUCUGUUACAGCGUUUCACAGGUCAGUUUGUUUUUGUAAUUUGGUCAAAGCGAAGGCUUCACACUUUAAGUGUGUGGACAUCUGCUGGACAUCUUAACUUUGCUGUAUCUAGCAGUGAGUUGGCCAAAGUUGAUAAACCAGGUUUCGUUUCUGUUGGUUUGGUUCUCUUUAGUUGCAACAACUUCUUUUUUUUUUUUUUUUAAUUUUUUUUAAGACUGAGAGUAAAGAAUAUAAUAAGUUUGACCAUGAGGGGAGUGAUUUCUCAAAAGUCGACAGAUAUUUGGGCAGUGUGACUUAGUUACAUGUCUCCACUGGAUUUACAGACACCCACUAUGCGAAGAAGUGGUUGAAUGUGCAUCCUGUCAUGUAACACUGUGGGCUCUGAAGUGCAUGCUGAGCUGGAAAAAAAAAAAAAUAAAAACCCUGCCAAAUUUUCUUGGCAAAGUCUAAUAGUAGAGGAAAUUUACACUUCUCUGAGACGGUAACAAACAACAUCACUGUUUGCAUACGUUGGGAGUAGGAAUGAUCCCAGAGUGCCGAUCAAUUCCGUCCUUUGUAGUUUUUUUUUUUCAAAUCUACUGACUGAGUCGAAAUGAUGGGGAAUAAUAUAUAAUGAUUGCUGCUUUCACAUCUUUUAUAUUUUAAAAAUAAAAGAAUAAAAGUUUCAGAAAAUGGGUUGGUGGUAUUGUGAGGUGAGCGGAGAGAAGAACCAUGUCAUGCGUAUCUACUGAUCACUUUACUAGGGUUUGGAACAUUCCUUACUACUUCAGUGUAGGAUUCAUUGUUUAGUGCUGUUCACCUUCAGCCAUGUUUUAGUUUUGGAGCUUUUAGUAAGAGUUUUGUUACCUGAACUUUCAGCAUACAGGAAGCGUUUAUUUUUUGAGUGAAAAUGGCGUUGUCCGUAACUUGGAGAAAUGAGACUAUACAGUGUGUUUGGUUAAUUUCGGAGUCCUCAUGGUUAUCAGGAGUGUACAUAGUUAAAGCAGAAAUGUUUGUGUGAACUUCUCCAAGUGUAUAAUAGGGAUAAAUAACCUUUACUAGAGGGAAGCAAUAUACUGUGAUUGGAGUGGCGGUGGAUUGGACAGAUUCUGUAGCUGGGGAUGCCCAAUACCAGAAACACUUCCAGCAGGUACCUAAAAUAAGUGUUGAUGCUGGUGUUUUUGUUUUAGGCCAUGUAAUUAUUGGAGGCCACAUUUUAGCACUGUCCUGUUAAAAGCAGACUGCUGCCACAGCCAUUCUUCCCGUGUUUUUGGGUUCUCUUUUUGUACCCAAGGAAACAACGUGACUGUUUGCUUUUGUUAAACUUGUUACAGUUGCUUGUUCAAUUAACCAUUCUUUACAGAAUAUUUUAUUUCAACAUUUCCUUGCCAUAUUUCUCAAGUGUUGAGGCAUGUCCAUCGCCCCCUUUUUUUUUAAAUCCGAUAUGAGUAACAUACAUUGUAAUUGAAAGAGAUGUAUUAGAGAUUGGGCAUUUUUUUCUUUUCUACUCACUGUUACACUCCAUACUUGCUGUUUUCUCCACACCCCCCCUUUUUUGAGUUCCUUGUGUAAAAUUUCAUCACCAAUGCACAGUUUAUCAAUGAGGAAAGAGAGAAAUCUACUCGUACCUCCAGACUGCUGUUGACCUACUGUUAUGUGCUGUACUGGCAGAUAUUGCCCUGAAGAGUGAAUGCAACUUCAAAAAAGUUUUAUUUUAAUGCUGAAUUUCUUAAAUCAAGACAAUUGAAUUCUAUAUAAGCGUCAGGGUGUUGAGCUGGCUUCUGCGUGGCCAAGCGUACCCAGCGAAACAGGGUUUUAGAAACUUUUGAUGUUGAUUAGUGAUCAAUGUGCAUUUAGCUGUCUGUGACUUAAGUAUUUUUUCCCCCCUUCUAUUCUUUUUGUUUUAUCCUCUUUACUACCCAAUUCCCUUUUUCCAAAUGCGAUCACCUUCUUGACUUUAAGUCUUAAGUAUUUGAACGUUUUAAAAUAUGAUGAGCAGUGUUUUGUGUAUAAACAAAAAAUUUUUAAAUCAUGCCAUUGGAAGUGUUCAUGUUUUAAGAGGCUAAAGGAAAAUAACUGAAGAGAACCUGCUCUGCACUUUUUAUUUUAUAUGUUCUUGUAUCAAAUCUAGUAAAGUUAGUUUUCAACAUUC
Molecule: messenger RNA, 3758 nt
Organism: Polypterus senegalus (gray bichir)
Lineage: Eukaryota; Metazoa; Chordata; Cladistia; Polypteriformes; Polypteridae
Gene: cbx5
Product: chromobox homolog 5 (HP1 alpha homolog, Drosophila)
Exons: 6
Coding region: 241-867 (208 amino acids)
Biological process (GO): negative regulation of transcription by RNA polymerase II; chromatin organization
Cellular component (GO): nucleus; pericentric heterochromatin
Molecular function (GO): chromatin binding
Source: RefSeq, a predicted model, not a curated record